GGUCCAGUCGGGUGGGGUAGUUUUUGUUUUGGUUUUCUGUAAACAUGCCGCAGUGGAAGUGAAAAUUGUUUAUUUUUGUGUGGAAUUCCUUGGUUUUCUUGUGAGAUUAAUGGCGCGAUGGCAUCAGUAAAGACUGAAAAUAUUGACAAUUUUGGAGAUGAUGAAGAGGAAGUGUAUCUCUAUCUAGAUUUCCACUCAAUUCCUUUGUCUGAAGAAGAGAUGAAAGAACCUAACCUCACUUUGAAGAUUGUGGGCAUUGAAAGUGAAAAUCCGGUGGUUAAAAUAAAUAAUAAAUUUUUCAAAGGGGAAUAUGAAGAUACAAUUGGCACUCAUGUUUUUUUCGAGGAAGAUACUGGACACUCAUCACAGGAUCCACUCUACAGUCGGAAUCCUAAGACAAUGUACAAGUACAUGAACAAGACCAAUAAGGUACUGAAAAUGAGACGUAUCUUCUUGGAGUCCAGAGACGAUGAGAAUAGAGUAGAAGAAGGUACUUCUACUGAGAAUUCAUCAAAGUAUCAAGUGACAAAAACCUAUCAAGAUACACUGUGUCAGCUUCUUAAGCCCGGUCAUGCUCCUCCACAUUAUUUGCCUGAUUGUUUGGAUGCCAAAAUAAAAUCAACUCAGGAAGUUGCUGAGGAAUAUCGUGAUAUGGAGCCAAUUGAGAGGAAACCCGUUCCCUGAUUUUUGGUAAGGAUUUGUGCGAUAGUUUAUAUUCCUUUAGGGCUAGUGCCGCUAGUGCUUAUUGAGAUUCUGCGUGAGGAAGCAUAGAUAGAGUAAAAUAGAGCAAUCGCGUAUAAUAGAGAGGAAAAGGGAUGUGAAGUGAUUACAAGAGACACUCAACUUGGCAAGACUCUUAUCAAAAUUUCAUUAAUAAUUCAAGUGAUUUGUGACAUGAUUGCACCGCCAGCGGGCAAAAGGGCGACCAGGAAAAAUCAAUAGGGGAACAGAGAGAGAGAGUUCAACGUUCCACAUCGUAAAUCAGCACCCACCCGGCGCCUCCAUCCAACUAAACUGUUCUGCGCUCGAGGAAAUUGUUGCUAACAUUAAACCCACCCAGCCUCCUGCCCCCAAUCCUCAAGCUCCAUCUCCGACAGAGCGCGCAUGACAAAGUUGUCCAAUAUCAUUGAUGCUUUUUUUCCCAAGUUCCACACAUUCAAAGCUCCCACAGAUUCGUGCUUCCUGUGUCCUCUCUCUCUCCAGUGUCUCUCCUAUCGAGAGAAUAUCUUUUAUAAGGAUUUGGAUGAGUGUUUGUGUUGGUGGUUCAAAAGGCUUGCAGAAGAUACCAAGUGAGAAUGAUACAUCUUAGUUGAAGACAAAAAAAAAGCUAUCCUACCGUCAGAGGAAAAAGCUCGUCGUGUGUGUUGAAGUAUGCGCUCUGUCGAGAGGGUGCAACGUUUGGGAAAAAUUGUAUAAUUUUCAUCUUGAGAUUUUCCCACACGAAACCACAGGAAAAUCCAUUCUGGGUGGAUGGAAACAAAGGAAGCACAUGUCUAGUGUCUAAUUCUAACUGAACUGUAGUGAAUACGAUUCUCCCGGUCGUGCCAGAGUGUCUCAGAAGAAAAAGAAGACAAUUGAGUAAUUUUGUGUGCUCUCUCCAUGUCCUCCAAAAGUUCACUUCCCUCUUGUUUGUGCUGUGUGCAGAGGAAGGUGAUCCGGGAAGGAAAAUUGAUGAAAAUUCACACACGUCUCUACAAUCACCGCGAUGUUUGCUGAUGUGCUCCUAUAAAUUAAAUUUAAUAGUUAAUUAUAUUGCGUAAUUUUAUUAUCGAGUUUUUCACUUUAAAUGAGAUUAUUCCAUUUUCUCAUUAACGGAAGUUUAUUUCGUAAAUAAGCAAAUUUGCAUAACAAUUUAGGGUAGAUGCAAAGUAGGAAUUUUAACUGUGGCCAAAUUAAGAACAAUCCCCCUAAACGGACAAGGAUUGCUCCAAACAAAAAAAUAUCCCCCAAAAGUGAGAGAAUUUGGUGAAGAAUUUUUUUUUCUGUGGAAAAUCAAUACAAAUGUAUCCAACUUUACCAGAAAUCUAGUGAGCAGAAAAUGUUCAAAUUGUUUUUUUCACAUUCUUGAGACUGAUAUUCCGGAUAUUCCCCUCCCAAAAA
Molecule: messenger RNA, 2100 nt
Organism: Phlebotomus papatasi
Lineage: Eukaryota; Metazoa; Arthropoda; Insecta; Diptera; Psychodidae
Product: general transcription factor 3C polypeptide 6
Exons: 2
Coding region: 118-684 (188 amino acids)
Biological process (GO): transcription by RNA polymerase III
Cellular component (GO): transcription factor TFIIIC complex
Source: RefSeq, a predicted model, not a curated record